Molecule: messenger RNA, 1138 nt
Organism: Neopelma chrysocephalum (saffron-crested tyrant-manakin)
Lineage: Eukaryota; Metazoa; Chordata; Aves; Passeriformes; Pipridae
Gene: CIBAR1
Product: family with sequence similarity 92 member A
Exons: 10
Coding region: 126-1028 (300 amino acids)
Biological process (GO): cilium assembly
Cellular component (GO): ciliary transition zone; ciliary basal body
Source: RefSeq, a predicted model, not a curated record
CGCAGCCCGUCCCGCAGGCGGCGGGCGGUGUCCAUGGAAACAGAGCGCAAGCCGAGCGCCGCCUCCUUCCCUCCUUCCCUGCUUCCCGCCGGGCCGCCGCCGCCGCUCCCACCGCCACCGCCAUCAUGAUGCUGCUGGGCCGCGGGCUGGACGCCAGGGACAAUCAGACUCGACAAAUACAAGAUGCUGUUUCAAAUGUGGAAAAACAUUUUGGUGAAUUGUGCCAAAUAUUUGCUGGAUAUGUACGUAAAACUGCCAGAUUACGAGACAAAGCAGAUCUUCUAGUAAAUGAAAUAUAUGCAUAUGCAGCUACAGAGACACCAAACUUAAAAGUUGGACUGAAAAACUUUGCAGAUGAAUUUGCCAGACUUCAGGAUUAUCGCCAGGCAGAGGUCGACAGGCUUGAAGCCAAGGUUGUUGAACCUCUGAAAUGUUACGGGACCAUAGUGAAACUUAAAAGGGAUGAUCUUAAAGCAACUUUAACAGCAAAGAACCGAGAAGCCAAGCAAUUAUCUCAACUGGAAAAGACACGUCAGCGGAAUCCAUCAGAUCUACACAUUAUUUCACAGGCUGAAAGUGAACUGCAGAGAGCAACACUGGAUGCUACUCGAACAACGCGGCAAUUAGAGGAAACUAUUGAUAAUUUCGAGAAACAGAAGAUAAAGGACAUCAAAAACAUCUUUUCUGAAUUUAUAACUAUUGAAAUGUUGUUCCAUGGGAAAGCUUUAGAGAUAUAUACUGCUGCCUACCAAAAUAUUCAAAAUAUUGAUGAAAGUGAAGAUUUGGAGGUUUUUCGGAGCUCACUUUAUCCAUCGGACUAUCACUCUCGCCUAGACAUAGUUCGUGCAAAUUCCAAGUCCCCUCUGCAAAGAACUGCCUCCUCAAAAUCUUCAUUGAGGACAGUACAGAUUUCCCGCAGUAUGCUAAGAAGAGAUGAAGAAGAAGAGGAGGAAGAUGAGGAUGAGGAAGAGGAGGAUGAGGAGGAAGAAUUUGAUGCUACUAAGGAAGCUUUCCUCAGGCUAAGAUGACUUGAUUCCUUUACACAUAGAGAAUCAAUGCUCACAAAUAAGGACUGAGCCCAGUAUCUACGUUUAUUGCUGCUUUGCUUUUAAAUAAAAGUGCCUUCAUGAUAAAACUA